Messenger RNA from Aureobasidium subglaciale EXF-2481, 2216 nucleotides. RefSeq lists its product as uncharacterized. Gene Ontology annotation, biological process: regulation of DNA-templated transcription; response to xenobiotic stimulus; DNA-templated transcription. Gene Ontology annotation, molecular function: zinc ion binding; DNA-binding transcription factor activity, RNA polymerase II-specific; DNA binding. Lineage: Eukaryota; Fungi; Ascomycota; Dothideomycetes; Dothideales; Saccotheciaceae. Bases 460 to 2133 code for a protein of 557 amino acids. The record is from RefSeq and is a predicted model, not a curated record. The transcript has a single exon.
CAUCGGCACAAUUUGUGGGCUCUCAUCGACGGUCUUAAGGGUCCCUUCGAGGUGGGUAAGCGCGGUGAGAAGGUGCAUUUCUUCCUCAGCACUGAUGGACUGCAUAGGGACGCCAUCUCGCCGCUCUGCUGAGAAUCAAAGGAUGCGGGAUCACCAUCUCUCAGUCUAGAGCGACGGGAAAUGUGUGUUGAAACAGGUCAGAGAUACUGAUCACUCGACUGUCGAUGUCUGUCAAGAAGCAGUCGCAAGAAAUAGGGUGCAACGCGUCGGCGGAUAUUGCGGCAGAAACUGACGGAUGUCGACGGCAAUUGCGGGGUUGUCCAACAGUUGCGAUAACCACGAACUCUGCAGAAAUAAGCAACAGCAAUAGACACCAAGGUAGGUGACUUGGAGGUCUCUGCAAUUUACCCUGCGUGCCCUGAAUCGGAUUAUCCGAAUGUCCAGCUUCGACGCGCGCACAUGUCAUCGUCGACUCCACAACAUAACAGAUUGCGCUCCCGCGUAGCCUGCGAGCCAUGCAGAGAGCGAAAGAGAAAGUGCGAUGGAGGAUUUCCAUGCAGCACUUGCGUGCGAUAUGCCUAUGAUUGCCAUUACCCGCAAUCUAGUCGAAAGAGAAAGGCCGCCGCAAUUUCCGACCGCGAACGAACCUCACCGAUGACUGAACACAGUCCUCCUUCUCCUACAGAUCAAGAAGCUCAGAAUCGCAUAGAGUCCCUGGAAGCGAAUUCUGGCUCGGCUUUUGUCAGGAAGAUGGCGCUGGGUAUAGAUCCUGCAAAUGCGCCUCGACUUCGCUUGUUCGCGUGGAAUGUCUUUCUGGGAUCUCGAAAGUCAAAUCAUACUCCGACAUCACGUUCCGUCAUCCAAAUCCUGUCCUGGCCCGAGAUGGAGGAGCUUGUGACCAUCUACUUUACGAAAGUCGAUCCUUGCUACGGGUUCGUAGAUCGCCGUUCUCUCGAGCGACGUAUACGGGCUCAUUGGACCAGCGACAGCACCGAGACCAGCUCGUUUGAGGCUGUGAUGUGCGGCGUGGCUGCUUUGGGUCUUCUCUUCUCUCGAAGGAAUGUCAUCGAUGCUGAACUGGACCUUGUAGAAACUGCAAAGCGGAUACUUGAGCAGUCAAUGUCUGUCCACCCUUCUCUCGAUAUUGUUACUGCCUGGGUACUGCGCGUAGCUUACAUGCGCAUGACUGCUCCAGCACAUGCCUCUUGGAUGUCUAGUUGCAUGUUGAUGCAUAGCCUUGAGGCUGCCGGAAUUCACUCAACUCACGUACUGAACUGGAGCGCUGAUGAGUCAGGACAGACGUUGACACCAGAGAUUCGGAAACGCAUUCUAGGUGUUUCACAACAUCUUAACAUAUGGAUGUCUUUUGAUAUCGGCCGCUCGAGGGUCCAUCUUCAGACUUUGGACUUUGAUUUGCCAGCCCCUCGUGAGGGUAGCUAUACCACGGAGAUCCUGGAACUUCUGCCGCAUUCGGAGAACCUCAAUCCGGACAAGAACGUGGAUGUGCUCGAUCUCAAAAACUCACUUUCCACUAUCGUUCAGAGACAGCAUACUGCGCCACCUUCUAUACUUGCUCAGUGCAAUCUGACGCUCUUGUUGUGCCGACGUUUGAGAACACUCAAUUUCCAUUUCCAAGGCAGUCUCCUCAAUCAGGUGCUGUCAGUCACCGCGCGUGGCAUUCAGGCUGCUCAAGAUUUGCUGGACGACUGUGCUCCUUGGCAUCAUGUGGUCAAUGUUCCCUUUCAGAUCAUCUGUAUCCUGCUUGCUCUAGAUACACCAGCUGCCAUUGCGCAGCUGACUGAUGGCGUCAAGACCUUGAGUAACAUUCAGCUGGUAUACCCGACAGAUGCCGCUAAGGAAGCGCUGAGUACAGCGUGUCUACUUAUUCAUUUGCACAGGAAGAGAAAGGAGGCAGAUCUCAGAACACUUUCGGACAUCGUGUCGACAUACUCGCCUUCCGUCUUAUUUGACCAGCAGUCUGCAACGCAACCUCAGCAUGUUACUGAUUGGAGCAGUAAUACUUGGCUCGAUACUUUGCCUGAAAUGCCUGAUCUCCAGACGUUUGACAUUGAUCGUUUCUUGAAUGGUAGCAGCGAGUGGAGUAUUCCUGGUGACUGGACACAAACUCUGUAAACACAUUUGAGGUUGUACGGCCGAUCGGAAGCAACGGCUGUUGCGGGCGUCGCGGGCCGUUUGACAACCUUUGACUAUAACCU